Messenger RNA from Macroventuria anomochaeta, 1626 nucleotides. RefSeq lists its product as uncharacterized. The transcript has 2 exons. The record is from RefSeq and is a predicted model, not a curated record. Lineage: Eukaryota; Fungi; Ascomycota; Dothideomycetes; Pleosporales; Didymellaceae. Bases 1 to 1626 code for a protein of 541 amino acids.
AUGAAGGGCAGAAAACCCGCCAUUGCCGCCGCUGGGACAUUCUUUGGCCUCUUCUCGUUCUCGCAGAUAUACCAAAAUGUGCUCUUUGACAAAAUCACACCCUGGUCGGAGCGAAUGGAAGAGAAGGCAUGGGUUGCAUCAUCAGAAUCAUGGAUAGACAGGAAAACAUGCGACUGGUUUGGCAUGUGUGGAAUAUCACAUCUCAACAAGUUACGGUGGACAAGUAAGGGCAAAAAGCAAACACCGCUGGACGGUAAAGAUGCAGAGAAGAUAGACCUGGGCAGCUUCAAAGAAGAUGCUCGGAUACUGCCAGAAGAUCACGACGGGAAGGAGGUGGUUGAGAUUCCGCAGUACGUUUUGGAGCAUGCGCCAUUAAUCCAUCUCUACUCCGGCGAGAACUUCUGGCCAUGCGACAUGACCGACCAUUUGAUACAUACCACGCCUCACCUCAACUACACCCCGCUUCAAGCCACCGACGAUCACCCAAACGUCCGAACUCUGAAUGAGCUGAACAAAUGGGGCCGGUUCGUAUACUUGCAAAGUGACGACAACGUAGAGGAUCGACCGAGGUGGUUAGGAGGAAGCACCAACAUACCUGAAGUCCCAAGCGACGGCGACGAUGGUGCCGAUUGGGAAGAUGAAGACCAAGAAGUGAAUCACCCUGAGGGUGAUCAGAACUACAAGAAGGAAGCAUGGUGGCAUGCAGGAAUUGGCGACACCGAAGAUAGGGGAGGUAUUCGCCCCGACUUCACAUCGCCAGGACGCCUGAUACCCACCAGCACACCGGAAGGUGAUAAACUUGUAGAGCCGGAAGAAGAGACUUGGCAACCAGAGCUGAUGAAAGAUCGCCGUCGAUUCGAGGGGAAGAAGGUAGUUGGUGGCCGGAGCGACGCGCCUGCAGUGCUCGUCGUAGUGCCCAAGGGCGACGGUGUAGUAGACGCCUUCUGGUUCUUCUUCUACAGCUACAAUCUCGGAAACACAGUUUUCAACGUACGCUUCGGUAAUCACGUCGGUGAUUGGGAACACACGACCGUGCGGUUCCACAACGGUGUCCCUAAAGCAGUGUUCUUCAGCGAGCAUGCGUUCGGUGAAGCAUACACAUGGGACGCCGUAGAGAAGAUUGGCAAGAGGCCCGUUGGAUUCUCCGCAACCGGCACUCACGCCAUGUAUGCUACAGCAGGCGUACACCCCUACGUUCUCCCUGGCGGCAUCCUGCACGACGUCACCGACCGCGGUCCUCUUUGGGAUCCCAGUAUGAACAUGUACUCGUACACCUACGACUAUCAGCGCGACCACCUCACAACCUCGAACCUGACCCCUGAAGCACCCGUUGGCUUCUUCUACUUCGCCGGACACUGGGGCGACAAGUUCUACCCACUCGGCGACCCUCGACAGUACCGCUUCCUAGGCCAAUAUCACUACGUCAAUGGCCCUCUAGGUCCAAGAUUCAAGAACUUGGGCCGCCAGCAGAUUUGUCAGGGGAAUGGAGAUUGCAUACUGAAGGACACUCUUGACGGCAAACGUCAAAGAAAGAUGAGGAGAUACCCUCAUGUUGGCGAGGGAGAACAGAUGACCGAAGACGACGCGAAGAAAGUCUUUGGACCUGAGUACGAUUCUGCAUCUUAG